GCCGGAAGUUGGUCUCGACACCGAGACGAGCCGGGUUGUAUUUGGAAACGCGGAGUUUUCCUGUGUUGCGGGAUAACAAUGGACACUCAGAAGGACGUUCAACCUCCAAAGCAGCAACCAAUGAUAUAUAUCUGUGGAGAAUGUCACACAGAAAAUGAAAUAAAAUCUAGGGAUCCAAUCAGAUGCAGAGAAUGUGGAUACAGAAUAAUGUACAAGAAAAGGACUAAAAGAUUGGUCGUUUUUGAUGCUCGAUGAAACCUGGGAAUUUAGAGGAAUGUCUUCAUUUAAUUUGCUCUCUCAAUGUUUCUAAUUGUUGUAUAGCUUUCGAUUUUGCAUACAGUAGUUUCCCCUUAUCUUCAGGGGAUGCAUCCCAAGGCCCCCAGUGGACUCCUGAAACCUCAGAUAGUACCAAAUCUUUAUACACCUUUUUUCUAUAUAUACAUACCGAUGAUAAAGUGUAAUGUAUAAAUUAAGCAUAGCAAGAGAUUAAUAGAACAAUGAUAACAUACUGUAAUAAAGUUAUAUGAAUGUGGUUGGUCUUUCUUGCUCUCAAAAUAUCUUCUUAUACAGUGUACAGUACUAACCUGUUUUUGGAUGUCGUUGACUACAGAUAACUGAAACCACAGAAAGGAAACUUGGAAUGAGUGAGGCACUGCUGUACUUAGGAAUACAACUAUAUACAUAUGAUUUUAUUUUUAAGACCAUAUUGUAUUUAUCUACUAAUAUUUUGUAUAAAGCUAUUUUUUGUUCCGUUACAUGACUUUUUGUUUUACUCUGUAUGUAAUCUGACACACAAUUAAGGGUAAAGUUGCUUACCCAAACCACACUUCUAAUCAAAACCUAGAAUCAUCUGCGGUGCUUGUUAAAAAUGCAAGUUUCUAGAACCCUCUGAAGUUGUGAUUAAAUAAAUUUAUUGGAAACCAC
Molecule: messenger RNA, 924 nt
Organism: Cebus imitator (Panamanian white-faced capuchin)
Lineage: Eukaryota; Metazoa; Chordata; Mammalia; Primates; Cebidae
Product: DNA-directed RNA polymerases I, II, and III subunit RPABC4
Exons: 1
Coding region: 79-255 (58 amino acids)
Biological process (GO): DNA-templated transcription
Cellular component (GO): RNA polymerase III complex; RNA polymerase I complex; RNA polymerase II, core complex
Molecular function (GO): DNA binding; DNA-directed RNA polymerase activity; zinc ion binding
Source: RefSeq, a predicted model, not a curated record